AUGCCCGUCCCAGUGCAGUCUUACCAUCACUCCGACGGCAUUAAUGCCGUUCUGCUGGGACCUCCUGGCUCUGGAAAGGGCACACAGGCCCCGUUACUAGCAGAGAAAUACUGUGUCUGCCACUUGUCAACAGGUGACAUGUUGAGAGCUGUGAUUGCUUCUGGCAGUGAACUGGGGCAGCGUAUUAAGGGAGUGGUGGACUCCGGCCAGUUGGUCAGUGAUGAGCUCGUCCUGGAGCUGGUCAAUGAUAAUUUAAAUAAACCCGAGUGUAAGAAUGGCUUUUUGUUGGAUGGUUUUCCUCGCACAUUGGUACAAGCUGAAAAGUUGGACGAGUUGCUGGAUAAAAGAAAGAGCCCACUUGAUGUUGUGGUUGAAUUCGUCAUUGAUGACUCUCUGCUGCUGAGGAGAAUUACUGGCAGGUUGUUCCACAUUAAGAGUGGCCGGAGCUAUCAUGAGGAGUUCAACCCACCCAAGAAGCCUAUGACUGAUGAUAUAACUGGGGAGAAUCUAGUCAGAAGACAGGAUGACAAUGCAGAGGCCUUGAAGAAAAGACUGGAGGCCUACCACAAACAGACCAAACCACUGGUGGAUUACUAUGCCAAACAAGGCUUGCAUGCAGCAGUCGAUGCUUCUCAACCUCCAAAAGUAGUAUUUGCAGCCAUACAAUCAAUCUUCUCCGCAGCUACUUCUAAAGACCAGGUCAUGUUUAUUCGGAAUUAA
Candidula unifasciata is the source of this 720-nucleotide messenger RNA. NCBI's taxonomy places the organism in Eukaryota, Metazoa, Mollusca, Gastropoda, Stylommatophora, Geomitridae. The record is from the annotation of a GenBank genome assembly.